GGAGCUCGUUGAGCGUCGUCUUACAAGCAUCUUUUAAGGUGCUGAGAAUAGCGGGUGUGGUUAAUUAAGGUUUGCCUGUUUGAAAUGGCUGGAAACGGCACUAAAACUGAGGAUGACGUUAAAGAGACCCUGCGAGUCAUGAAACUUGUGGGAUACACUGUUGUAUUUGCAGCCGGGUUUUUGUUGAAYGUGCUCCUGCUCUUGGCCGUGACGAGAAAAAGACUUCGACACAAAAACACAUCCAAGACAUUUAUAAUCAUAAUGCAAAAUCUCGGAGUGGCCGACAUUUUGCUGCUAGUGUCGACUAUACCUUUUGACGCUGCUUGGCACGAGGUGCAAGAAUACCCGUACGGUGCUGGGAUGUGCAAGUUCUUAUGGCCUUUCCAAACUGCAUGCUUUCAGGCCAUUGUGUUCACUUAUGUCAUUCUUAGCUUUCAUCGUACCUAUGGUGUUAAAACAAGGCUGUUUGGACAAAUGAAAAGUGUGUACGGAUAUUUGGUGGUUCUGAUCGUAUGGAUUGCMAGUUUUGCCACUGUUAUACCAUAUAUGGUAUUYCUAAAGCAUACUUCAGGCAAGGUGGAUUCUUGUGAUGAAGAUUGGGAACAAAUUGAGCACAGACAGACAUAUACUGUAUUCCUAUUCCUACUACAGUAUCUUAUCCCACUAUUGGUAAUGUCAGUCUUGUAUUUCAUCACAUUGAGRGAACUGAAAGCUUACAGCUCCCGACAAGAUACAAUGGUUGCACACCGCGCCAAUCGACAUGGCCGCGUGAAUCUUAUGCUGAUUGCAUAUCUUGUCAUGUUUGCUAUUUUGCUACUCCCUCAUCAGAUCAUGUGGUUCAUGCUUGAUUUCGGUAAUGGUGCAAAUGAAAAGUACUUUUUUGACGUUCUGAAUUUUCUGUAUGUUUUCACAUAUGCCAUCACUGUGACAAAUGCUAUUUUGUUCUUCAUGUUCAACGAUGAGUUUAAGUCCGAUAUGUGGUACUUUUUGAGGUGUUACUGUUGUCGUCAUGAUCCUUACAGUGUAGAGGAUGACGUCUCUGAGUCUUUUUCUGUCGAGCGACAUCCCAAUCAAGAUGGCACAGAAAACGGAGACGUUUGUUUGGAGCCGUACAAGAACCAGCARCACACACCACAURUCAGAGAAGCACAAUACAACCCCGCGUCUUCAAUGGAAAUAUAGCUUUCAUAGCUCAUCAGUUUACCAGUUAGAUACGUAUUUUUAUGAGGGUAUAUAUGUAAUAAGCUAUUUAAAAAAUGUUAAUUGUUCCUGUCAGUCUGAAUGGUGCAGUAAGAAACGCUGCUUUCCAGUAACCAAGGGGUACGACAUAGCUCUGCUCAUCGUACUCAUUACACCUUCUAUAAUCCUGAUUUGAAUGACAAUCCAAAAACACGGCCAAAAUCGCAGAAGAGUGAAUAGUCUAUGCAUAUCGAUGAAUACCUAACAUUUCAAAAAGUCCAACCUAAGACACAUAAAAUCAUGCCUGUAGGGUGGUAGAUGUUGGUAGAGUUCGGAAACACCACCAGACCGACAUCCUUUUACUGUGUUUUGUAGAUUGUUUAUUGUAUGUGAUAUGUGAGUUUUUAU
Messenger RNA from Exaiptasia diaphana, 1587 nucleotides. Its product is annotated as galanin receptor type 1. Gene Ontology annotation, molecular function: neuropeptide receptor activity. The transcript has 6 exons. Bases 85 to 1182 code for a protein of 365 amino acids. The record is from RefSeq and is a predicted model, not a curated record. NCBI's taxonomy places the organism in Eukaryota, Metazoa, Cnidaria, Anthozoa, Actiniaria, Aiptasiidae. Gene Ontology annotation, cellular component: membrane. Gene Ontology annotation, biological process: neuropeptide signaling pathway.